Messenger RNA from Hypomesus transpacificus, 5326 nucleotides. It is a transcript of the gene srgap1b, whose product is annotated as SLIT-ROBO Rho GTPase activating protein 1b. Gene Ontology annotation, biological process: negative regulation of cell migration; signal transduction. The record is from RefSeq and is a predicted model, not a curated record. Gene Ontology annotation, molecular function: protein binding. The transcript has 23 exons. Bases 510 to 3761 code for a protein of 1083 amino acids. Gene Ontology annotation, cellular component: cytoplasm. NCBI's taxonomy places the organism in Eukaryota, Metazoa, Chordata, Actinopteri, Osmeriformes, Osmeridae.
AGUGCGUAAAGGUUACUACGGGGUUAGCGCACAUACACCAGGACGAACCAGCACCGAAGGCACCCGGCGAGGGAGGGAGCGCGUGCUCUGCUCUGUAUUUAAUGUGUUUGUGUGUGUGUGGUCCACUGGAUUAACUAGUGGGUGUGUGCCCGGUCUUUACCGCAAACCGGUGUGUGUGCGUUGGUGUCUGUCUUUGCGUGCAGCCGCUCCCCACGCAUUUUGAGCUUUCUAAUGGGAGAUCUGUUCUACCUACCUAUUGAUAGUCCGUGUAUUGCGACCUUCAAUGGACCUGUCUGUUUCUAACGGCGUGAAGCAGCUGCUACUAGCUGAUUGAGCGUGGACCACUGUCCCCGAGCGGGAAUCGACAACAAUUCUGUUGUUGCGGCAGUGGAUGCAUUUAGUAGUAUGUAACCUGUAGUUAUUGGCAAUGACGCCUCAGGCAGCGUAGACACGAAGAGGACUAAAGGUUUAAGCCUGUUCAUCGGAUUGAUCAUCGUUAUUACGCCAACAUGUCGAACCCAAGCAAAAGCAAGAAGGACAAAGAGAUAAUCGCGGAAUAUGAGAGCCAGGUGAAAGAUGUGCGGGCACAGUUGGUGGAGCAGCAGAGGUGUCUGGAGCAGCAGACUGAGAUGAGGGUCCAGCUGCUUCAGGAUCUUCAGGACUUCUUCAGGAAGAAGGCAGAGAUUGAGACAGAGUAUUCUAGAAACUUGGAGAAACUGGCCGAGAGGUUCAUGGCCAAGACACGCAGUACCAAGGACCACCAACAGUACAAAAAAGACCAGAACCUGCUAUCUCCAGUCAACUGUUGGUACCUGCUAUUGAACCAGGUGAGGAGAGAGAGUAAGGACCAUGCUACUCUCAGUGAUCUCUACCUGAACAACGUCAUCACUCGCCUAACACACAUCAGUGAUGACUCCGCCCGCCUGCUUAAGAGGAGUAAAGAGAUCACCUUCCAGCUUCAGGAGGACCUCAUGAAGCUCCUCAACGAGCUUUACACCGUGAUGAAGACGUACCACAUGUAUCACGCGGAGACGCUGAACGCCGAGACGAAACUCCGAGAAGCGGAGCGCCAGGAGGGGCGUGUCAAGACGGGGUCGAGCGGAGGGGUGGAGCCUGUGUUCGGCCUGCGGAUAGAGGAGCGCCACCAGAGACGUAACGCCGCCCGCAAGAUGGAGAAGAUGAGGGAGAAGAGGAAGGCAAAGUACUCCGAGAACAAGCUGAAGACACUGAAAGCGAGGAAUGAGUACCUUUUAACUCUGGAGGCCACCAACUCCUCUGUGUUCAAAUACUACAUCCAUGACCUGCCCGACAUCAUAGAUUGCUGUGACCUGGGGUACCACUCCAGUCUGAGCCGCGCGCUUAGGACCUACCUGUCAGCAGAGCUGAGUGUGGAGGCGUCCAGACGGGCAGGUCUGGAGGUGCUGGAGGGGGCAGUGGAAGGCCUGGAUCCUGCCCGUGAUAGACAGCGCCUGCUGGGCCUCUACCCCACCGCCUUCUGCCCCCCACCUCGCUGGAGCUUCCAGGCCCACAUGGGGGACACGGUGGCUCAGAUCGCCGCUCAGCCGCAGGUGCAGGCGGAGCUCACGCUGCGGCUGCAGCAGCUCCAGACACGCCUCGCCACGCUCAAGAUAGAGAACGAGGAGGUGAAGAAGACUUGGGGCGCCACACUGACCACCCUUCAGGACAUGACGGUGCUGGACGACUCCGAUGUGUCCCAGAGCUUUACCCACAGCCCGUCCUCUGAGUCGGUCAAAUCUAGCGUGUCGGACGGAUACCUGAACAAACCCAGCCUCGCCAAGAGGCGAGCCAACCAGCAAGAAACCGAGCUCUUCUACUUCACAAAGUUCCGUGAAUAUCUGGAAGGCAGUAAUCUCAUCUCCAAAUUACAAGCCAAACAUGACCUGCUGAAGAAAGCCAUGGCAGAGGGCUAUAUAACUGACAUGCUCACCACCAGCCGUGGGCGGAAAAACUCCCAUAGCAAACAUCAGGAUUCCACUAAAGCCAUUCCUCUACUGGUGGAGAGCUGCAUCCGCUACAUAAACCUCCAUGGUCUUCAACACCAGGGUAUAUUCCGGGUGUCUGGAUCACAGGUGGAGGUCAAUGACAUUAAGAACUCUUUUGAGAGAGGUAAUGACCCUCUGAUAGAUGAGGAGAGUAACCAUGACAUCAACUCUGUGGCGGGCGUUCUCAAGCUCUACUUCCGGGGGCUGGAAAACCCCCUCUUUCCUAAGGACAGGUUCAAUGAUCUCAUUUCCUGUGUCCGUAUAGAGAGUCUGUACGAGAGAGCCCAAUGUAUCCGGAAGAUUCUACUGGCAGCCCCACGGGCUACUCUGGUGGUGAUGCGGUACCUGUUUGCCUUUCUGAACCAUCUGUCCCAGUACAGUGACGAGAACAUGAUGGAUGCAGGGAACCUGGCCAUAGUGUUUGGCCCCACCCUGCUGCCCACCCCUGACACCCUGGACCAGGUGGCCUGCCAGGCACAUGUCAAUGAGGUCGUCAAAACGGUCAUCCUUCACAAUGACAACAUCUUCCCGGACACCAAGGAGCUGCCGGGGCCAGUCUAUGAGAAGUGCAUGACGGGAGAUCAGUACUGCGAGAGCCCGUUCAGCGAGCCAGGAGCCUUGGAGGAUGCAGAACCGGAUGGCGGCACAGAGACACAGACCAGUGAGGAGGAGGGGGAGGCUGUGGAGGCAGUUGCCAGGUUUGACUACGUUGGCCGUUCUGGACGAGAGCUCUCCUUUAAGAAGGGCGCGUCUCUGCAGCUCUACCAGAGAGCGUCACAAGACUGGUGGGAGGGGCGACACAACGGGACUCAUGGGCUGGUGCCUCACCAGUACAUAGUGCUUAAGGACAGGACUGACGCGAUGUCGGACACGCUCAGUCAGAAAACCGACAGUGACAGCGGGAACGGCAACACCUCAGGUUCUGACGACAAGAGAACCAGGUCCGACCUGAGCUCCCCCACUGACAUCAGACCACCGGAGGCCUACAACAGCCACCGCAGGAAGAGGACUGAGGGUCUUUUCCGUCGUCCCUUGGGACGCUCUAGCGACAGCCACUGUCAUGGUAAUGGAGGGGUGCUAGAGAGGAGCUCACCGCCUGUGACUGGCCACUUCAGCCCACGUGAGCUGUUACUGGGGCGGGGCCAGGGCAUGACUCCGCCCCUGGAUAGCCCGGAGCGCCGGCGUCGUUCUGCUGCCGCGGUAACGGUGAGUGUGAGCCGACAUGAUUCACUUCGCCGGCCUGAAGACACGCCCAUCCGCCGCUCCAGCAGUGGGCAGCACAGCUUCACUGAGUCCCACCGCUCCAGAACACUGGACCCAGACACAUUGGCACAGGACAUAGAGGAGACUCUGGGGGAACUGCGCCAGUUGGAGAGGCAGGGCUGCCGACCGGCCCCUGACGUGGUCCUGGACACGCUGGAGCAGGUGAAGAAUGGCCCCAUCACAGCCUGCUCCUCAGAGUCUCCCAGCCCCCACAGCACCCCGAGCACACCCGGCACACCAGGGACCCCUGGGACUCCGGGUACCCCCAGCCCCCUCAGCCCUUUAAGCCCCCUCAGCCCCCUCCCUGGGCCUCCCCCUGGACCCCCCAGGCCCUCCAACCCCUCCCCUGACACUCUGGGCUCCUUCAAGCCUGUGGCAGCGGCCCGCAUGGGGGCUCCCCUGCGCCCCCCUGCCCUGAGGCCCAAACCCCUGGUCCCCCCCAAGAGCAGCACCCCCCCUCUGCCCCCACCACUGGACAAGUCCUGCACCAUGUGAGCGAAAACAGGGCCGAAUCAGGCCGACCCAGGCCAAAACUGGGACAGAAGUGGAGAACAGGGUACUGCUUACUGUUAAUAAUCAUGAGGGUAGAAAACAGUAGGACAGGAAGGUGAAAAAAGGGUUUUAUGUAGUAAUAAUAAAAUAUAAUAUAUGAUAUGAAAUACGAUAUGAUAUGCCAUGAUAUUUAUGUGUGUCGUCAGGUUGGUGUGUACUCUUAGGUGUGUAGGAGUUUACUUUCUCCAUGUAUCGAAGCAUUUAUCAAAGGUUAGCUAGAGGACUGCUAAAUGGGAGGGGUAGAGGAAUAAACUGAGGCAGAAAUCCUGUCCUGUGUAUAAGAUGUAGUCAGAUACGUGGGAAGUGUAGUUUGCCCUCAGUGAACUGUAGUUUCCGUGACGUGAACGUUGACUGUAUUGUCAUAAAGAUAGGCUCCUCAGCUAGCGCGGGCCUAUCACGAAAGGCUGCUGUAUUCUUAGUGUGUUUCGAUUGGCUGCUGCGUUUACGGUGAGUGAUUUAAUUGGUCAUUGCAGAGUGAAAGCCUGUUAGGGGUGAGGAUGGUUCACACAGUGGGGAAGAGUAAGGAUGAUAGAAUGAUGUCUGUGUGAUUAUUUUAGUCCUUUAUCACUUGGUUCAGCUGCUAACUCACUUUGCCUCAAACAAAGCCUCUUGAGGUCAAUGUUGACAAAACUCACAUAUUUAACCAAUGUUCAGCUAUUUAAUGAAUGUUCCAGUAUUAAACGACUGUUCAGCAAUCUAAUGAAUGUUCAGUGGGCUCUGGUGUCACUAAAGUGGCGAUGACUCUCACUAGAUUAACAGCCUUCAUGUGUUCUGUGGACCUAUACCCAGACAGGAGUUGAAACAGGGUGGUGGUUUAGUGAUAGAGUGGAUACGAGCCUGGACUAUAACUUUUCUGGAAUGGGUGUGUGUGCACAAUUACUUAUUCUUUCCCAAUGGUGUGUCUGUGUGUGUGCAUGGGUGAUAGAGAAAGAGUACGUUGGUCUGUCUGUCCCUGCCUGCCUGCCUUCGUUCUGUUCUCUUGAAAGUGCAGAGGCAUUAAACAUGUUGGAUUAUUCAUGCUCGCCAUGAAAAGCCAAACAUGUGCAGGUUGGGGAUGGUUUGCGUGAUUGCCCAGCUGUGCGUUGUUUGGAAAAAAAAGCAUGUCACAUUGGCAAGGGUGUGUGUGUGUGUGUGGUCAUACGGUUUACCUGGUUAUUACUCUGAAGUCACUUGAUAACCUUAAAUUCACAGUAAGCUAACAGGAUGGGGCGCUGUGUUUAAUACCCCAAAACACUUGAACAGCACACUGAAUGUGGCCUCUUAACUGGGUGGGUGAUUGAUGCGAAUGUGUAGAGAAACGGAACGUGUGUUGCUAAAAUGGGCUAAGGGUGCGUGCAUCUGUUUGUGUGUGUGUAUGUGAAAGUGCCUUUUUUUUACCCUUGUCUUUUUGGGGAGUUGUGAUUCACUCGUGCAUGUACUGAACGAAGAGCAGCAGCACUCAGAAUGAAAUAAUCAUAGUGUUUAGUAGACUACUGAAUUAUGAAUUAUAGAGUUAAUCCAUUGUGACA